This is a messenger RNA of Trichomycterus rosablanca, 3643 nucleotides long. It is a transcript of the gene slc41a1, whose product is annotated as solute carrier family 41 member 1. Gene Ontology annotation, molecular function: monoatomic cation transmembrane transporter activity. The record is from RefSeq and is a predicted model, not a curated record. Bases 671 to 2290 code for a protein of 539 amino acids. The transcript is spliced from 11 exons. Lineage: Eukaryota; Metazoa; Chordata; Actinopteri; Siluriformes; Trichomycteridae. Gene Ontology annotation, cellular component: plasma membrane. Gene Ontology annotation, biological process: monoatomic cation transport.
ACCCGACACGCUCAGGCUCUCACACUCACUGUGAAUGUGUGUGCCUUGCAUUUCUAUCACACUCAGCUCUGAAAGGUGACCACGGGACAAGCCAGCCUUACGCACAUUUUCUGAGCUUUGUAAUGCAAUCCCCCAGCUCUGAAAACCUUUAAAUACAUUUCAGGAUCCACGUGGUGUAAAGUGAGCCAGUGCAACUGUACAGAGUAGUGUGGGACAUUUCAGUCAAGUGCCUUCAGCAGGACACAGAAGAGGACAGGCAGUUCAAGGAUCUUCAUUUAACAGGAUCUUUCUCAAGCUAAGAAAUCUUAUAACUUAAACUUAUAGAACUGUAAGGAAAUCAGACUUUUGCUUGUGUUUAGAACUUUUAAAAUGCACCCCACUUUUAUCUGUCUGCCUUAAAUGAAAUAGCAGUGAAUGGGGAACCUAAUUUGUAUGCUACCCAAGUUCAGGCAGGAUCUUUUGCAAAGCCUGGCGUGGGCUACAGCACCUGCCUCUUUUACUCAACCUGUAGGGGGCAAAUUUUAAUUUGCCAGGAGCCGGGAUCUACCUCUUGAAUGGGAUAGAUCAGUGCUGUAGAUCAGGUAAAGCACUGAUCUAAGUGAAGUCUAACUAAAGCAGUCUGUCAGUUUCUUGUUUUCUUCAUCAAAACUCCUAAUUCCAAGGCUUCCGCAUGGUCCUCUGGUCGAAAGAACAAGACAAACUGUCCGACAUGUCCGCGGGGGCGGAAAUAAUAGAGGUGAAGAAAGACUUCAUCUCUUCAAACGGCUCGGUCCACCCGGUCAUUCUGGCCGAAGGGGUCGAGGAGAGGCAGUCCAGCACCGUAGAGUACGAGCUCACGGAGGUGACGUCCUUCCCUGAGCAUCCAGAGGCGGAAAACGAGCGGACGGAGGUGGUGGUGAUUGACUGUCGGCCCAAUGCCAAGGGCCAAAGGGAAGAGGACGCACUGCUGGAGAACACCAGCCAAAGCAAUGAGAGUGAUGACACGAGCACGGACCAAAGCCCAGUGCCGCCAGUUCCUCUAAAGGAGACAUCAUUCUCCAUUGGACUACAGGUCGUGUUCCCUUUCCUGCUGGCCGGGUUUGGGACAGUGGCUGCUGGAAUGGUCCUUGACAUAGUUCAGCAUUGGAAGGUUUUCUCCGAGGUGAAUGAGGUCUUCAUCCUAGUACCAGCUCUUCUGGGCCUCAAGGGGAACCUAGAGAUGACACUCGCUUCUAGACUCUCCACAGCGGCUAACAUUGGACAGAUGGACACAGCCAAGGAGAUGUGGAAAAUGAUCAUCGGAAACCUCGCUCUAAUUCAGGUUCAGGCCACUGUGGUGGGCUUCCUGGCCUCCAUCGCUGCUGUCAUUUUCGGCUGGAUUCCAGAGGGCCACCUUAAGAUAGGUCACGCUGUUCUGCUCUGUGCCAGCAGUGUAGCCACGGCCUUCAUCGCCUCCCUGCUGUUAGGCCUUAUCAUGAUCGGGGUGAUCAUCGGCUCCAGGAAGGUUGGCAUCAACCCGGACAAUGUGGCCACACCCAUUGCAGCCAGCCUCGGAGACCUGAUUACGCUAGCCUUACUAGCCGGCAUAAGCACGGGACUUUACAAGGAACUGGAUUAUAACGAUUACGCCAACCCGCUGGUUUGUGUGUUUUUUGUCGCUUUAACACCCAUCUGGAUCCUGAUCGCCCGACGGAUCCCCUCCACCCGAGAGGUGCUCUACUCGGGGUGGGAGCCUGUCAUCAUUGCCAUGGCAAUCAGCAGUGUUGGUGGACUCAUUCUGGACAAGACGGUGUCUAAUCCCAACUAUGCUGGAAUGGCAGUGUUCACUCCUGUCAUCAAUGGUGUGGCUGGAAAUUUGGUGGCAGUGCAGGCUAGUCGGAUUUCUACAUACCUGCACAUGAACGGCCUGCCCAUCGCAGAGGCCAAUGCUACUCCACAAAAAUGCACCACACCCUGCAGCACCUUCUUCGGCUCAGGUUUAAAUUCUCGCUCGGCUAGAGUGCUCUUCCUGUUGGUGGCUCCCGGUCACCUCGUCUUCCUCUACACUAUCAACUUACUUCGGGCGGGACACACCACCCUCACUUACAUCUUUAUUGCUUUCUACCUUACUGCUGCACUCCUCCAGGUGAUGGUCUUGCUCUACCUGGCUGACUGGAUGGUGCAGUGGAUGUGGAAGCGAGGGAUGGACCCUGAUAACUUUUCCAUUCCCUACCUGACCGCCCUGGGCGACCUACUGGGCACAGGCUUCCUGGCUCUGUGUUUUCACAUGCUGUGGUUGAUCGGCGAUCGGGACACAGACGUAGGCGAUUGAUGCUUCUGAUCACCGACCAUGUGCGGAACCUCACAAGCCCUUAUUUAUGAGUAGCAGAAUGACAACUGUGCUAUUAUGGCUGCAAUAGCCACUAUGAUUAUGAUUUAACUCAUAAUACUAUUGCUGUAGUAUUGGUAUGUAAUGAUUUACAUUUUAUGUUUGUUUGUUUUGCGGCAGAACAGGAAUCCUCAUUAUUUUUCAAUGGGGAUGUUCAGCCCCUUUUACGGUUAGUCACGUUUGGCAGAAAAAAAGGUCAACUUAAACUUGAAGAAUUCAAAAGCAGCAAAAGUGAUGUAGGAAGCGCAACCACCAAGUGCUCGAGUGAAAAAUGGUAAUUGUGACCAGAUCUCAACAAAGUAAACUUAAAACGUUCUAAUGAUCUCUUGUGCUAGGAGUUUGUUGUUUUUUGUAUUAAUUUAUCAAAAAGUAGAAAAACUAAAAAAAAAAAUUAUAAUAACUAAAGUCCCAGGUUGUGUGCAGAUUGAUACUGAUCAGUGAAACUUUUUCAUUAGGGAUGCACCGAUUUAAAAAUCAAGUGUAGAACAGGAGCAGAUCAUUUCUGGCUACUCCCAAUUGCACACAACACCAUCAGAAAUAAAAGGACACAUAAAAACCCUAGUGACAUAUUAAUUUGUGAAUUUGUAGUAUAGCUAAGAGUCUUGGAUAUCUGAAUUUUCAAUCCAGCGUCUGCUUUUAUGGGUCAUUAAAUACAGAAGACUUAAAACCUGAAGCAGACUAAAGAAAGAUUUAACAAAGGAGACGUUUUGCUUAAACACAUCUAGUAAAUGCCAUUUAUUUUAAGCAGUCACGGGAAUGAGAACGUGUUUCCAGUGUGCAUGAUAAUUUAGUCCUGUCCACUUAACCAUGCUGACUGGAAAAAUAAUCCCACUGUGUUUGAAGUACCUCUGGUGUCGAACUGGAUUUUAGAAAUGCCUUAAAUUAGUGGAAUUUUAUUGACCUCACAUAGACCUAUAUAAUUAUAGCACGCACUGGGGUUUGCAUGUGUAAAACACAUUUAAAGCUGGGAAAAAUCUGCAAGCUAAUUUACUAACGGUCUACAAAAAAAUGCAUAUUUUAAAUGUAUGUUUAAAACCAAUAGUUUUAUACCAGCUUCUUUCAGUAGUGAGGUUUGCUUUGGGGUUGUAGGUAAUAUACAGUAUAUAGUAUAGAUAGAUGUAGUUCAUUUGGGAUUAUUUACUUCUAGCACUCACUGUUCAGCUUUGUUUAGUUCUUGGAUUAAAACAUUUUGUAGUAGGGGCAAAAUGGGCCACUUGCAAGAAAGCUAGCAGUAAUAUUGACAUCUUGAUACGUUUGGAUACAGCUCAAUUGUUACUAACUGUAACAAGUGCCUAA